UCGUAGUCGUACAGUUUCAAAACAAUUAUUCGUUCACGAUUAUUAUUCAAAACUCCAACUGUGUGUGCUCGUUCAAUUUUGACUUCUCUUUUGAUGUUCCGAAAACACGCCUGUUCAUGAAGAAAGCAUGCAGCAACAAAAAAAAAAACUGCUGAAUUUGAUGAAAUUAUCCAAAAUGGCCUUUGAAAAACUUGACAGUAGAAAUUCUGACUGAAGGUACACUAAAUCAAACUUAUUCUAUGCUACAUCUCAACAAAAUACAACAACACAUAUAAACAAAACACAAUCUCUUUUUGUUAUUAAGAAAUGUCUAAGACCUACGUUGACAAUGCUUAUAACAGAAGUGCUGGUAGAGUUGGAAUGGCUCAUGGAAGCGCAGUUAUUUCAAGUGGUAGCUCAGGAAGUAGACAAAGUAGUAAUUAUGCGAGUUACUCUUCUGGAUCUACAGCAUCAUCAAACCGCAGUUACGUAGAUAAUGCUUACAAUUCUAGUGUAGGUAGAGUUGGAUUGGAAGUUGGCUCCAUGGUUAUUUCAAAAAAUAAUAGCAGUUCAACACAAAGCAAUCAUCACUCUAAUGAAAAAACAUACGCUGACAAUUCUUUCAAUCGUAGUGUAGGUAGAGUUGGAUUGGAUAUUGGCUCCAUGGUUAUUUCAAAAAAUAAUGACAGUUCAACACAAAGCAGUCCUCACUCCAAUGAAAAAACAUACGCUGACAAUUCUUUCAAUCGUAGUGUAGGUAGAGUUGGAUUGGAUAUUGGCUCCAUGGUUAUUUCAAAAAAUAAUGACAGUUCAACACAAAGCAGUCCUCACUCCAAUGAAAAAACAUACGCUGACAAUUCUUUCAAUCGUAGUGUAGGUAGAGUUGGAUUAGAAGUUGGCUCCAUGGUUAUUUCAAAAAAUAGUGACAGUUCAACAAAAAGCAGUCCUCACUCUAAUGAAAUAACAUAUGCUGACAAUUCUUUUAAUCGUAGAGCAGGUAGAGUUGGAUUAGAAGUUGGCUCCAUGGUUAUUUCAAAAAAUAGUGACAGUUCAACAAAAAACAGUCCUCAACCUAUUGAAAAAACAUAUGCUGACAAUUCUUUUAAUCGUAGAGCAGGUAGAGUUGGAUUAGAAGUUGGCUCCAUGGUUAUUUCAAAAAAUAGUGACAGUUCAACAAAAAGCAGUCCUCACUCUAAUGAAAAAACAUAUGCUGACAAUUCUUUUAAUCGUAGAGCAGGUAGAGUUGGAUUAGAAGUUGGCUCCAUGGUUAUUUCAAAAAAUAAUGAUAGUCCAACACAAGGCAAUCAUCAAAUUCUAAAAAAAAGUCAAAAGACAAAAAUACAAGAAGAAAAAAGAAUGGGGGCAGAAGCUGAUAAUUUGACAGAAAAUAAUAAAUCAAAAAAAAUUUACAAAGAUAACGCAUUCAACAGAAGACACGGAAGAGUUGGGUUACCACUUGGUUCCAAACCAUUAAGAAAAAAAGUAGAAGUUGUUUCUCUACACACCUUUCCCUACGAAGAAUUAUGUCCACAACUAAAUGACUAUAGUGGAUACGACAUUAAGCUUCAGGAAAUUAUACAAAACUUGAUGGAUCGAAGAGCUAUUGAAAAUAAUUUAGCACUUAAAUCGCAAGAAUUAUUUCCUAUAAAGACGUUACAAUCAUUUGCAAACAUAUCUGGAAGAGAUGUUGCAUACGAAGAAUUAGAGCUGAUUAAAAAAAUUGGAUCUGGGGGCUUCGGGGAAGUUUAUUUAUCUAAAUGGAAUAAUGCAAUUGUGGCUGUAAAAAAACUACGUCUUCAGAAAAUUUCAAAAAAUCGUCUAAAAGAUUUUACAAAAGAGGUUACAAACUAUUAUACGUUAAAUCAUCCAAACGUUGUUAAAUUUUUAGGUGCAUGCACAGUUACUCCAAACUUAUGCAUUAUAAUGGAAUACAUGGAUAUGAGUUUGUUUGAAGCUAAGAUUGAUAUAGACUUUUCUGAGGAAGAACGUCUUAGAAUCAUAUCACAAGUAUGCAAGGGUUUACUUUAUUUGCAUGAAAAAGGAAUUGCUCAUUGUGAUUUAAAAACUCAAAAUAUUUUACUACGUUAUAAUGAAAAGGAAAACGUUUGCGUUGCUAAAAUUUGCGAUUUCGGAUUAAGCAUCAUUAAACAUAAUACAGAAACUUCGGGCUCCAGUAUUGAACAAUAUUAUAAAAAUAUUGGAACACCGCGCUAUUCCGCUCCAGAAGUGUUAAGAGGGGAGCUAAUAGCUGCAUCUGCGUGGUUUAUGUGUGACAUUUACUCGUUGUCUUUAAUUUUUUUUGAAAUAAUUUAUGAAGAAGAGCCAUUUAAUAAUCUUUCAUAUGCUCAGUUACAAAAGCAAGUGGGAGAAAAUGGUUUAACUCCUGACAUUCCAUCCAAUGUAAGUGUUGACCAAGAUAUUAGUAAUCUUAUGAAGGCGUGUUGGAAGUUUAGCCCUGUUCAAAGACCUAAAAUAAAUGAAAUUGAGAAGAAAGUAAACCAUUUUACAAGAAUUUAUUGCGAUUAAAAAUGCAAAAGCAAACGAAUAAUUUUAGAAUAUUUUAUAGUGAUUAUAUAAAAAUUCUUAUCACCUUUGAACAUCAUCUUACUUGAAUUUUCUUGACGUUUAAAUGUAGUCUGUUUUUCAUACUUAUAAUUUGAUUUAUCUAAAUUUAUGCAGAAAAUUGUAACGAACACAGAAAUUUAUUUUCUGAAUUAAUCCAUAAUCUUUUUUUUGUUAAAAAGUUAUCAUACAAAUCAAAAUUUAUAUUGGUUCAGAUAAUUUCUAGAUCUUUUAAAGUUUGAUAUUUUUAUAAUUUAGAUUACCUUUUUACAAAAAUUCUUAACACCUUUGAACAUCAUCUUACUUGUAUUUUCUUGACGUUUAAAUGUAGUCUAUUUUUUAUAUUUAUAAUUUGAUUUAUCUAAAUUUAUGCAGAAAGUUGUAACGAACGCAGAAACUUUUUUUUUGAAU
This is a messenger RNA of Hydra vulgaris (swiftwater hydra), 2952 nucleotides long. NCBI's taxonomy places the organism in Eukaryota, Metazoa, Cnidaria, Hydrozoa, Anthoathecata, Hydridae. The record is from RefSeq and is a predicted model, not a curated record.